This is a messenger RNA of Lachancea thermotolerans CBS 6340, 1896 nucleotides long. RefSeq names its product ferroxidase FET3 (gene FET3). Gene Ontology annotation, biological process: reductive iron assimilation; cellular response to iron ion starvation. Bases 1 to 1896 code for a protein of 631 amino acids. Lineage: Eukaryota; Fungi; Ascomycota; Saccharomycetes; Saccharomycetales; Saccharomycetaceae. The record is from RefSeq and is a predicted model, not a curated record. Gene Ontology annotation, molecular function: copper ion binding; ferroxidase activity. The transcript has a single exon. Gene Ontology annotation, cellular component: high-affinity iron permease complex.
AUGAUUGGAAGCAGUUGGCUCUUAGUUAUGCUGGCGGCGGUCCAGUCCGUCGCGGCGGAAACACACGUUUUCAACUGGACCACCGGCUGGGGAAACUACAACGUGGAUGGAGGGGCCGAAAGACCCGUGAUCACGUGUAAUGGAGAGUUUCCAUGGCCCGACGUGCGCGUCAAGAAGGGCGACCAGGUCGAGGUGUACCUGAAGAACGGGUUCGACGACCGCAACACGUCGAUGCACUUCCAUGGGCUGUUCCAGAACGGGACCAACUCCAUGGACGGCCCUCCAAUGGUGGUGCAGUGCCCCAUCGGGCCUGGCGACACCUUCCUGUACAACUUCACGGUGGAUGACAACGUGGGCACGUACUGGUACCACUCGCACACUGCGGGCCAGUAUCAGGACGGUAUGCGCGGUGCGUUUGUGAUUGAAGACGAUGACUUUCCAUACGACUACGAUGAGGACGUCAUUCUGCAGUUGGGUGAAUGGUACCACGACACCACGGACGUACUAAAUCCCAAGUUCAUGAGUGUGUACAAUCCUACCGGCGCGGAACCUAUUCCCCAGAACCUUAUCAUGAACAACACCAGGAACAUGACGUGGGAGGUCCAGCCCGACACCACGUACUUGCUGCGUGUGAUCAACACCGGUGGCUUUGUGUCGCAGUACUUCUGGAUCGAGGACCACGAAUUCGACGUUGUUGAGGUGGACGGUAUCUACACCGAGAAGAACACAACCGACAUGAUCUAUAUCACUACGGCGCAGCGUUACACCUUAUUGCUGCACACCAAGAACGACACGUCGCGCAACUACGCUAUUAUGACCAAGUUCGACGACACCAUGUUGGACUUGCUGCCCAAGGACCUGCAGCUCAACAGUACCAACUACCUGAUUUACAACACGAGUGCAGACAAGCCAACAGAAAGCUACGUUGACGAACUCGCUCCCCUCGAUGACUUCUACUUGGUGCCCUACCAGAAGGAAGAAGCGUUGGGCGACCCAGACUACCGUGUCGUCGUGAAUGUUACCAUGGACAACUUGGUCAGUGGUAUCAACUACGCCUUUUUCAACAAUUUGACUUACACCGCGCCUGUCGUGCCAACUCUGUUCACCGUCUUGUCAGCCGAUGAAGACGAUGUGAAAAACCCAGAGAUCUACGGUAGCAACAUCAAUGCUUUCGUUUUGGACAAGGACGAGAUUGUCGAGAUUGUGCUGAACAACGAGGAUACAGGUACCCAUCCUUUCCACUUGCACGGACACGCUUUCCAGGUCAUGGUUAGAGACGUGACUUACGACGAUGCUCUUGGUGAGACCCCUCACGCUUAUGACGAAAACGACCACCCAGAUUUCCCAGAGUAUCCGAUGAUCAGAGACACUCUGUACGUCAGACCUCAGUCUAACUUCGUCAUUCGUUUUAAAGCCAAUAACCCGGGCGUUUGGAUGUUCCACUGCCACAUUGAAUGGCAUUUGACCCAAGGUUUGGCCAUCAUUUUGAUUGAGGACCCAGAAAGCAUCAAAGCUACCCAGUCUCAGCAGCUUUCUGAUAACCACAAGUCUGUUUGCGCCAACGUUGGCAUGGCCACGGAGGGAAACGCUGCCGGUAACACCGAUGACUUCUUCAACUUGAAGGGUGAGCCAAUCCAAGAGAAAUUCAUUCCUGACGGCUUCACAGCCAAGGGUAUCGUGGCCAUGACCUUUUCAUGUUUGGCCGGUGUGCUGGGUCUCAUCAUGAUCGCCAUAUAUGGUCUCAUGGACAUCAGCAACGUCGAGGAGAAGGUUAUCGACGAGUUGCACCUAGAUGCCGACAAGGUCGCCGCUGUCGACGUUGACGACGUUGACGACAUUGACAACGAUGAGACCUCUUCAAUCUCUGCUGCUAGGGAAGAAGUCGUGAACAAAUGA